GCCCUGCAUCUUCAAUGGGUCCCUUUUUCAAGACGAUCGCCAAUACGUUUUCUUGCUGGGGGGUGGAAUGCCUCCACUGGGCAAAGAUGGUGGUUGGCUCUGCGCCCGUCGCCGCCACCUAGCCUAGCAGCUUCGGUUUUGGCCAAACUCGGUGAAUUCGCGGAAUUGCGCCCCUUCUUUGGGGGGCUUAUCGUUUAUUUAAGAAAAAGGGCUGUGGCUUUCUUCUACAAGAAUCCCUUCUCAGAUCAAAUCGCUUUCUAAUUCAACCAACAGCAUCAUAAUAACCACGGGCACGGGGCCAAGCAAUGAAAGUCCUCAUCUGUGGUGGGGGCAUUGCCGGUCCUGCUCUCGCCUUCUGGCUCUCGAAGCUGCCAGGUUACGACAUCACGCUGGUGGAGCGCUUCUCCUGCCUACGCGCCUCGGGGCAACAGAUAGAUCUGCGGGGCCAUGGUAUCCAGGCCAUGAAACGUAUGGGCCUCGAGCAGGCUUACCGCUCCAAGUCUGUCAACGAGACAGGUCUACAGUUUGUCGACAGCUCCGGGCAACGGAAGGCCUUCUUCCCGGCGAACAAGACCGGAACGGGGUUACAGAGCUUUACCACCAAUUACGAGAUCAUGAGAGGAGAUCUGUGUCGUCUUCUGUACGACGCGACCAAGGACCGUGUCAGGUACCUCUUUGGCACUACCGUCGAGAGUUUUGAGGAUGAUGAUAGGUCCAUCAAGGUCCAGUUUACAGAUGGGUCAAAGGACUGGUUUGAUCUGUUGGUCGGGGCUGAUGGCCAAGGAUCCCGGAUCCGGAGGAUGAUAUUACCCCCUGAAAGUCCGGACCCUUUUCGCUCACUCCACAUGUAUAUGGCGUAUUUCACCAUGUCUCACGAGGAAGGCGAGGAGUAUGUGGCUACGGGCUACCUGGCGACCAACAAGCGCCUUCUUUUCACUCGAAGACACAGUCCCAACUCCAUCCAGGCCUACAUGGGAUAUGUCGACGACGACAUGGAGCAACUGAAACAUGUCAUGAAGAGUGACGUUGGGGAGCAGAAGAAGGUCUGGGCCGAGCUUUUCCGGGAUGCUGGGUGGCAGGCAGACCGGUUCAUUACGGCAAUGCAGGACGACUCGCUAUCGAACGACUUCUUCACUCACGAAGUGGGACAGGUCAGGAUCGACUCUUGGUCUCGUGGCAGGGUGGUUCUUCUCGGGGAUGCCGCCUAUUGCCCUUCGGCGGCGACUGGAAUGGGCACCUCAGCAUCCCUUGUCGGCGCCUAUGUCCUGGCCGGGGAAAUCGCUAAACACUUGUAUCGUUCGAAUGUAGUGGACGUCGGCGGCAAUCCAGACGGUACUGGGGAUCCUCUUCCUUCCGCAUUGGCAGCUUACCAGAGACAACUAAAGCCCUUCGUGAGCCAGGUGCAAAACCUGGCUUCGGGCUUCUGGAUUCCGUCGUCGCCUUGGGGCAUUACUGUCUUCAACUUCCUCGUCGGCUUGGCUGCGAGGCUGCGCAUCGACGCCUUGAGCAGAUGGGUCUUCCGUGAGGACGUACGGGGUUGGGACUUGCCGGAAUAUCCAGAGUUGGCACGACUGGGCUUAUCGAAGUGAUUUGGCUCCGGGGCCGGGG
This is a messenger RNA of Exophiala viscosa, 1608 nucleotides long. Its product is annotated as FAD binding domain protein. The record is from RefSeq and is a predicted model, not a curated record. Bases 306 to 1589 code for a protein of 427 amino acids. Gene Ontology annotation, molecular function: FAD binding. Lineage: Eukaryota; Fungi; Ascomycota; Eurotiomycetes; Chaetothyriales; Herpotrichiellaceae. The transcript has a single exon.